AUGAACAGGCUUUGCUUUGAUACCUCCCCGCACUUCGGCUUCAAGAGCCUCCAUAUCAUCCUUGAUACCAGCAAUCUGUUCAGCGGCCCUUCUGAAUACGUGCGCUCUUCUGUUCCAGGCUUUCGUUUGCGUAGAAAGGUCCAUCAUGUUCAUGGCAAAAGGGAGGCCAAACAUCAAAUGGAUGACAUUGACCAACGACUUGCUGCCACUACUCCCCUCACUGGUUUGCAAUGUUUUCCACAGGGUCGUGGAUUCAAACAAUGGACCAGGGAUGACUCUAAGGCACUCAUGAAGAUAUAUCUACCUGUGAUAGAAGGCCAUGUACCGACAGACAUCAUCUGUACAUUUCGUGCAUUUUUGGAGAAUGUCAUCACGGAGGACAUGAUCUCACAAAUAGAAGAUGCACUACGUCACUUUCACCACUAUCGCUCAAUAUUUCUUCGGUUAGGCAUUGUCCCUACAUUCUCACUCCCUCAUCAGCACUCAAUGAAGCACUAUCCUGAACUUAUCUGUCUAUUCGGAGCACCAAAUGGUCUAUGUUCAUCAAUGACGGAAAAUAAGCAUAUUAAAGCUGUGAAGCAACCAUGGCACUUCACGAAACAUGGUAUGCUCAAUGGUACAUGUCUUAGUGAUGCUUCAGGUUGUCUCAAUACUUCAUGCAAUGACCCUCCUGCCGAACCUCCUGACACCAGUCCCGAUACUGCUGAGGCCAAUGAUGUUGACGAGGGUGAAAUUGAUGAUGGGCCAACUGAAAUCAAGGCCCAUAACCAUAGCAGUGCUUGCUAUCGGCUUUCUAUUCCGAACGUACAAAAUCUUAUUGGUCACUUUCUCUUUGAGCAACUUCACCCUCGUGACCCUCAUAACCAUGCCACCAUCCCACUUGACAGUUUCCCCAUCUAUGAUGGGAGAAUCUCUGUGGUUAAUUCCGCAUCAUCAAGAUUCUAUGCGCCGAGUGACUUAAGGCUUCAAAUAGCAUGCGUGCUAUGCUUCUUCUCCUUCAAGUACAAGUUCAUCUUGUACAAAUGUGCCAUUAUUCAUUGGUUUGAUGUCAUAGGUGAUGCCCCUGAUGAAGACACAGGCAUGUGGGUAGUUCAGCCAUCCUUUGAUGGUCACUCUCCAAAUAUUUCGGUGAUACACAUUGACGCAAUCUAUCACGCAGCUCAUCUCCUUCCCCUUUACGGUGUUGAUUUCAUCCCUUGUGCUAUUAACUUUUCAAACUCUUUAGAUAAAUUCCAUGCUUUCUAUGUCAACAAAUUUGCUGACCAUCAUGCAUUUGAAAUCACAUUUUAA
Suillus bovinus is the source of this 1290-nucleotide messenger RNA. RefSeq lists its product as uncharacterized. Lineage: Eukaryota; Fungi; Basidiomycota; Agaricomycetes; Boletales; Suillaceae. The coding region runs from base 1 to 1290 and encodes 429 amino acids. The record is from RefSeq and is a predicted model, not a curated record. The transcript is spliced from 8 exons.